CUCACUAUUUACGGUUUGGUACAAUCCAAGUGGAGUUCAGAUCGAUAUUAUCGCGUUGCCGGUAAAUUUUACGAAUAUUUCCAGUAAAAGUCAUGAGAAACUCUAAAUGAUGAAUGAAAUUCAGUGAACUAAGGACUGUUUUUGUGACAUAGGGUGUUUUUCCCUUCAAUUAUUUUUUAAGUUGAACAUGGCGGAGAAAAACGACGCCACCGAGAUGAACCUACUCACGCCGAACGGCGACAAACACACCAGAUUCCAAGUCAACAGGGUGCGGAAUGAGGGCCAGAGCCAGAAUGCGGAAAGGGACGGGAUUGAUGUCGCCUUGAACAUGGCCAGCGAGGAUGAGCACACCGACGACGACGGAGACCGUGACCUCCAUUCGGUCACUGACAGGACGAGGUUGAAUUCCGAACACGCGAAGAGUUUUCGGCAGCUGACGAGAGAGGCCUUGCCACGACUUGACAACUACAGGAACAUAAUGUCCAUCCAAGCCGCGAACAGGCCAACACUUGACGAACUCCACAAUGCCACGCUUCCAAACAAGACUCCUCCUCCCACUUCAAGCAUCUCGAACGGCAAAAUCCCAAACAGCGAAGGACAAAUAAAAUUCGGAUGGAUUCAAGGAGUCUUAGUAAGAUGCCUCCUGAACAUUUGGGGUGUCAUGCUCUUCCUCCGUUUGAGUUGGGUGGUAGCACAAGCUGGUAUAGGAGAAGCAAUAGUGUUAAUAUUGACCACAACAAUCGUAACAUCUAUAACAGCCCUCUCCAUGUCAGCCAUAAGCACAAAUGGAGUUAUAAAAGGAGGGGGUACAUAUUACAUGAUUUCAAGGAGCUUAGGCCCAGAAUUUGGUGGUUCCAUUGGCUUAAUAUUCUCACUGGCCAAUGUAGUAGCUUGUGCUAUGUACAUAGUUGGUUUUUGUGAAUCAUUGCAAAGCUUAAUACUAUCUAACGGAGGGCAUUAUUGGGUCAGUAGAAUAGACGACGUUAGAAUCAUCGGAUGUGUGACGCUUAUAAUUCUGACAGUUAUAGUUGUCGUUGGAAUGGAAUGGGAAGCCAAGGCACAACUCGUUUUGCUAGUUAUCUUGCUGGCGGCCGUUGUAGACUUUUUUAUUGGGAGCUUUAUUGGACCAAAAAAUGACACUGUUAAGGCUAGAGGAUUCUUGGGGUACAAUGCAACUUUAGCAUAUGAAAAUCUAUUUCCGAAUUAUCGGGAACAGGAAGGAGUCGAACAUGAUUUCUUUAGUGUUUUUGCCAUAUUUUUCCCUGCUGCUACAGGCAUUCUUGCUGGUGCAAAUAUUUCAGGAGAUCUUAAGGAUCCACAAACUUCUAUACCUAAGGGUACUUUAUUGGCUAUUUUUAUAACGACAAUAUCUUACAUCCUUAUAGCUGUUGUGGUCGGUUGCACUGUCCUUCGUGAUGCUACAGGCAAUGUGACUGAUUAUAUAAAUGGAAGUUGGCCUGUCGGUUGUGAGCCAAAGUGUGAAUACGGAUUGCAUAAUAAUUUUCAGGUGGUCGAAUUGGUAUCUUGGGUAGGAGCAGUUAUCUACGCAGGUUGUUUCGCUGCUACUUUAUCUUCAGCAUUGGCAUCAUUAGUUUCGGCCCCAAAAGUAUUUCAAGCGCUUUGCAAAGAUAAACUGUAUCCUAAAAUUGAAUGGUUUGGUAAGGGAUACGGGCAAAACAAUGAACCUAUCAGAGGAUACAUUUUGACAUUCGUUAUUGCUGUAGCAUUUAUUUUAAUUGGUGAACUAAACCUGAUCGCACCACUAAUUUCAAACUUCUUCUUGGCCGCUUAUACUUUGAUAAAUUUUUCAACUUUUCAUGCUUCCCUUGCAAAACCUGUUGGGUGGCGGCCUACUUUCAAGUACUACAACAUGUGGCUCAGCUUAAUAGGAGCAAUCUUAUGCGUCUUGGUCAUGUUUCUGAUAUCUUGGUUUACCGCGCUCUUGACGUUUGCCAUUGUUUUAGCCCUCUACCUUAUCGUAGCAUACCGAAAACCAGAUGUCAAUUGGGGAUCAACCACACAAGCGCAAAUUUACAAAAACGCGCUCCAGGCAGUGCACCAACUAAACUCUGUCGAGGAACAUGUGAAGAAUUACCGGCCCCAGAUAUUGGUUUUGUCUGGAAUGCCGAGUGCUCGACCAUCUUUAGUAGAUUUUGCACAUUUGCUCACUAAGAACUUGUCUAUGUUGGUCUGUGGACACAUUAAUACUGAUCCUCUUCCUCAAAGAAUUCGAAACGUUCUAAACUAUAAAGCCAACAGCUGGCUGAAGGCACAUAAACUGAAGGCAUUCUAUAUGCAAGUUGAUGGGUUGUCGUUUGAGGAAGGAGCGAAAGCUCUCCUUAAAGCUUGCGGUAUUGGUAAACUUAGACCGAAUAUCCUUCUAAUGGGUUUCAAAUCAAAGUGGCAGACUUGUCCAGCAGAGGAGCUGAACCAGUAUUUCGAAGUGCUACACAACGCUUUCGAUUUGCACUUUGGUGUUGGCAUAUUAAGAGUACAGCAAGGGCUGGAUGUAUCACUUAUAAAGGAAGAUGAAGAGGCGAAAGGAAGUAGGAACAGUCCUGAAUUCACAAGGAGGAAACAUUCUUUAAGUCAGAUGUCUCAAGCGAGUAGUAGUAGUGAUAGAUUCCUCUUUGCAAGUAAUAAAGAAACUAUAAAUGCUACUCCCAAUCCAGAUGAGUCAUCCGUGAAGAAGACAAAAUCAAAUGUAGGAUCGGUCGGUGAUGAUCAGUUAGAACCAAAAGAUUUAGCCUCUCAAUCGGAAAUGUUCUUCUUCCAAAAGAAGCAAAGGCGUGAUGGAACAGUAGACGUGUGGUGGUUGUAUGAUGACGGAGGUUUGACAUUGCUUCUACCUUACAUAAUGUGUACAAGAAGGAACUGGAACAACUGCAAACUCAGGGUAUUUGCCUUAGCCAAUAAACAUGAUGAGUUGGAGCUUGAAUAUCAGAAUAUGGCUAGCCUUUUGGCAAAAUUCAGGAUCGAUUAUACUGAUUUGCAAGUGGUGCCGGAUAUUACAGCAAAACCGCAGGAAUCAACACAGACAUUCUUUGAUUCUCUUAUAGCUGAUUUUAGAACGGAAGAAAAAGAAAAUGAUUCAGUCUACAUAUCGGAUGCAGAACUAAUGGCAAUCAAGGAUAAGACAAACAGACACAUGAGGUUAAGAGAAUUGCUUCUUGAACAUUCUAGUGAAGCAAACAUGGUAGUCAUCACACUGCCCAUACCAAGGAAAAAUAUUGUAUCAGCUCCUCUUUAUCUGGCUUGGUUAGAACUGCUGACAAGAGACAUGCCUCCGAUUUUGUUAGUAAGAGGGAAUCAGACCUCUGUCCUUACAUUUUAUUCUUAAGUUUUACAGUAUUACAAUGACAAUUAACCUUUUCUGCAAGACAGUGAAAUAGUUAUUUAUAUAGUUAAUUUUUUUAAGAUUUUUUAUCUUUACAUUUUUAAAGAUAAUUUUUUUAUUUAAUUAGGUAAUUAUUGUACGAACGAUAGAAACCACAAAUACGCUUAGUAACUGUACAAUUUAUAGGGACGAAUAACUGAUUUUAUUUGAAAUUUUUAUUUGAUUAACCUCUAAAUUUAAUAUAAAAUGGGAUUUUAAUUCAUAUAAAAGUUGUUGUCCCUAUUACUUUAAACCAUUUAUUACUUACACUACUUUAUAUACAUAUUUAUUAUAAAAUAUUUGCCAAUAAUUUUUAGUUGUAUCAUAGCAGAAUACAAUAUAUUUUUUUAAUAAAAGCUAGUCAUCAGUACAUAUUUAAAUUUCACGAGGUUAAACAUAGUGCCAUUACAUAUUUGUCGAUGGAAUUAAUAUUAGUAGUUUAGUAAUAAUGUAUUACAUGCGGGUACAAUUUACUAAUAACUGUAGCUUACUUAAGUGUCCUUUUAUCUUUUUCUUUUUAUAGUUACUUUGAUAUUUUUCGAUAAAAUGUAUGUAGACUUACUGUAUAAACUUAUAAAGCUAAGUAGGUCAUUUUCUCCAAAAAUUGUGUAAUGUAUUUCCUGGGUGUUAUCUUUUAUUAGUUUAAUUUAAUUUUUUUGUACUUACUUCAGUACCCUUAAUGAGAUUCAUUAUAUACAACCAAAUUGCUGUACAACUAACAGAGUUUGAUAUUUCUGUCCAAAAUCAAUGGCGUCACAAAGAAAUUUCAAAAUAAUUUAACUGCGCUAGAUAUAUUAAAAAUUAAAAUAAACGUACUAUAAAUCCUCAAUUUUUUUCCACUUAAAUCCGAUCAAAAAUUAACAGUCAGUUUAUCAGUAUAUGUGACGAUACAAUCAACAGCUUCAGAGUAAUAAUCAUUUAUUCCACCUAAAUAAUCAAAAUUGUUCACUUCAGAAUAUUACUUACACUGAACAUAAAAAUUAUGUCAUAAUAAAAUUAUCCAGUAUGGCAGCUGUAAGAUUCUGUUUUUAUGCAUUUGACUUUCAAUAUAGCCUUUGCACGGAUAGGAAUCGCAACCCAUCAAACCGUUUCACAAAUAUGACAUUUUAUUACUGCAUAAAUCAAGAACACAUUCAUUUAACAUGACUUGGAUGAAACAUAUUUAAAUUUCUUUAAUGUGGCAAUCCAUAUUACUGCCUAAGACAAAGAUUUUAUGAACAGCUCAGUUAUGCAGUUAAGUUAUACUACAAGCUUAAUCUGUUUUUAAGUCUCCUAGAUAAUAGCAAUCCAUUUUCCCUCUAUGCCUUCCAACUUCCUACCUCUUUGUGACGAACGAAAUGAACCACGGUCAAAGUAUCAAACUCUAAUUAACAUUGACAUACUUGUGACAGUAAUUUAUGUUAGAUACAUUUAUUUUUAUGUAAUAUUAUUACUGAUGUAGAAAUUUACAACUUGUUCUACAAGUUAAACUAAACAAACUAUGACGUGAAACUUAGUUUGAACUUGGAGAAUUGUAUUACAACAUUAAUUUAAGUAAUUUUUAAUUUUUUGUACCUACUAGGUAGUACUUUUCAUCCUAGAAUUUAUUGCAAGGAAAUAUGAAGAAAUAUGUAUUUUUAACAAAUAUAUAAGUGUUUAUUUUUAAUAACUAUUAUUUUUUGAAACUUGAAACGUUAUUGGAUACAUCGAUCAACAGUCAAAGGCCAAUUGCAGGUUGAAAAGGCAAUAUAAUGUAAUAACACAUAACAAUACAAAUAGCUGAAAGUCAAUUAAUUCUGCUUAUAAUCGAAUUAAAGGGUGUUUAAUUCGAUGAUAGGAUUCUUGGGUUUUACUCCAGUUAUUUUGAAUUCUGAAAUAAUCAUUUGUAGAUUCUACAGGGUGAUAGAACUUAUCCAAAAAAAAUUUAAAUUUCAUGAAUGUACAGGGGACU
Anoplophora glabripennis (Asian longhorned beetle) is the source of this 5306-nucleotide messenger RNA. It is a transcript of the gene Ncc69, whose product is annotated as bumetanide-sensitive sodium-(potassium)-chloride cotransporter. Gene Ontology annotation, molecular function: sodium:potassium:chloride symporter activity. The coding region runs from base 188 to 3340 and encodes 1050 amino acids. Gene Ontology annotation, biological process: sodium ion transmembrane transport; chloride ion homeostasis; potassium ion homeostasis. The record is from RefSeq and is a predicted model, not a curated record. NCBI's taxonomy places the organism in Eukaryota, Metazoa, Arthropoda, Insecta, Coleoptera, Cerambycidae. Gene Ontology annotation, cellular component: membrane. The transcript is spliced from 18 exons.